Messenger RNA from Toxorhynchites rutilus septentrionalis, 1340 nucleotides. RefSeq names its product zinc finger protein 569-like. The record is from RefSeq and is a predicted model, not a curated record. Gene Ontology annotation, molecular function: RNA polymerase II transcription regulatory region sequence-specific DNA binding; DNA-binding transcription factor activity, RNA polymerase II-specific; zinc ion binding. Bases 102 to 1241 code for a protein of 379 amino acids. Lineage: Eukaryota; Metazoa; Arthropoda; Insecta; Diptera; Culicidae. Gene Ontology annotation, cellular component: nucleus. The transcript is spliced from 2 exons. Gene Ontology annotation, biological process: regulation of transcription by RNA polymerase II.
ACUUGCAAACAUGUAAUAGAUCAGUUUGUUUUGGUCGGAAAGCACUGUUUGAGAAAUCGUCCUAAGCAGAACGAAUCGAACUCAUUAGAUCUUUGUUGAAAAUGAACACUAUCUGCCGUCUCUGUUUACGGGACUCGCCGGGCAUGCGGCCGCUGUUCGAAACGGUUGUAGGCGAAACCUCGCUAAUCGAAAUAAUCUUGUCCACUCUUGGAGUAGAGCUCGAUAACAGCCCGGAUCUUCCCCGUCAAAUUUGUCAGCUUUGUCUGAAAAAUGUGAACUCACUAAAUGAUUUUCAUCGGGAACUCAUCAAAAGCCAAACACUGUUGAAUCAAUGGAAAAAGGGAGGCAAAGCUGUAAUUGAGGUCGUCAUCAAUUCCCAAGAACCCAGCUAUAACAACCUUGAACAUAAUGAAGAAGUCGUAACAUAUAACCAGAACUCAAGCGUUUCAACAGAACAAAUUGUAAUAGACAGCAGCUCCGAAAGUAGCAUUUAUUAUGACGAAUUUUCAGAUUCAAUUCAGGAGCAGAUAGAACAUGAAUCCAUUGAUAUUACACAUGAGCUAUUGGAUUCCGAUAAUGGAGAAAUGAUUGAUAAUGAGACGACCAACAGCAAUGAAAAUGAUAAUAGAAAACCUAGUCUGCCAAAGAAACGAAAAGAGAAGGAACCAAAUGAAGUGCCGCACAUUCUCUUCAAAUGUUAUAUUUGCGGUCCUGUUCUCGGAGAUGUAGUGGAAUACAAUUACCACCUUAACAGUCACAAGGAGAUGUUACCUUAUCAGUGUUCAGAGUGCACGACAGUGGCGAAUCCUAUCGUCCUUACUACCGUAGUCACUCUCAACAGGCAUUUCGAAAGCCAUGGCUUCAACUUCGUUUGUUCAAAGUGUCCACUCCGCUAUCGGACGAAAAGUUCGCGCUAUUAUCACAUGCGGAGCACUCAUAAGGAAUAUCGCUGUCAAACGUGCGAUGCAUCGUACACAAACUAUCACCUGUUCCGGGGUCAUGUUCGCAGCCAUUUAACCGAGGUCGUGAUCGAAAAUACCACGCCAGAUGUACAUAAAUGUGAAUUUUGUCCAAAAACAUAUCCAUCGUUCGAAAGUCUUCUGCGACAUGCGGUAUACCACAAGAAGGAGAAACGCAUUUGUAGGUGGUGCAACAGAACUUUUGUUUCUGUGAUUAGUUUUUAUAAGCAUGAGAAGCGAUGUGAGAAAGAAAUGUCUAUUUUAACAAACGGGUUUCACUAAAGGGAUUUUUACGUGUACAUAUGUGAAAUUUAUUUUCAAGUUAUGCUAGCGAUGUACGUUUUCUGAUGCGAUUAAUAUACGUAAAAAUUUGAAAAACUA